Molecule: messenger RNA, 1841 nt
Organism: Nematostella vectensis (starlet sea anemone)
Lineage: Eukaryota; Metazoa; Cnidaria; Anthozoa; Actiniaria; Edwardsiidae
Product: DNA replication complex GINS protein SLD5
Exons: 8
Coding region: 226-888 (220 amino acids)
Biological process (GO): double-strand break repair via break-induced replication; DNA-templated DNA replication
Cellular component (GO): GINS complex
Source: RefSeq, a predicted model, not a curated record
AUGACAUCAGUACGAAUGUGUGAUCUCAACUGAAUAAUUUCGUUUUUAACUUGUUCAAUUAUAAAGAAAAGGUUUAAAAGAAUGAUAAUGGGAUGCCUGUCUAGGAGUAAAGGACUGGGGCGCACUCAAGUUUUGGCGCGAACAGGAAACAAAAUGGACGAACACUUGAUCUUGUUGUGAUUGUGAUGAAGAGUAAAGUUUCUUAGUUUUAGAAGUGGAUUAGUAAUGGAUGAAGAUUUGAUUCCUGGUCUAGGGUCAACCCAACGAGAUGACAGUGACGAAGAAAUAGAAAUAACGGCCGCCGAAGUGCUUGAAAAGUUACAAGAGGCAUGGAACAAUGAGAAAUUUUCGCCAGAACUCUUAGAGAGCAAGUCUGAUCUUCUAGAAUGCAUGCUAGAUCAAAUCAAAGGAAUGGAGAAAAAUUUAGAGAGAGUAAAACAGAAAAAUCUUGUAGCAACAUUCCACAAACUUGAGAUAGACAGAAUACGUUAUGUCCUUAGCAGCUAUCUUAGAACUAGGCUACAAAAGAUUGAAAAACAUGUUGUGCAUAUACUUGAACAAGAAGCUAGUCGUGAUGCAGAUGAGCCAUCACGCCUCUCACCAGAGGAGUUGCAGUAUGCUAAAGAAUAUGCAGAUAACAUGGAAAGUUUGUUCAAAAGCUUAGUACUUCAACACAUGCCACCAAACAUGCAAAGUAUAGACAGGAAAAAGUCUGUUCCAAGACCAAAUCUUGAUAGUUAUGUGUUUUUUAAAGUCUUGGAGGACCAGGAGCAAGUGAUGAUUGAUCCAGAAGAGCAGCCAAUUGACCUUGAAAAAGGUGCACAGCAUAUCAUGCGGUACUCUGCUGUAGCUCCACUGCUGGCAAAUGGUUCAAUUGCAUUGUUGUAGAUUAUGACCCUGAUUUGUUAGUGCAAGGUGGCUUGCACUAACAGAUCCUGUGAUUUUUGGAUGGUAAACUCGUGCACACAAGUUUUUAGUGGCAAAAUAACCACAAAAAGUAACUUAUUUGGCGCUUAUGUAUAAUCCAAAAAGUUUCUUUUGUCAGAAAGGCCUUGUUUUCAUCUCAGAUUUUGUUUUUUCUUUUCUUUUUUAUUUUUUCAAUAUUUACUUGAAUAACAUCCUCCCUCAAAUAAGUGCCCCUUUUGAACCAAAACUGUUAAUAAGCACCUCCCCCGAAUAAGACUUGUAUGGGUGCUGAAAGGGAAAUGAGUGAGUAAAAUGGGCCUAUACAGUAAUACCCAGGAGAGAUCCCAAAUAGACAAGAAUGAAAUGAGUGCACUAUGAAGUCUGUCUUUAAUUUUACAUUUUUAAUCAUUAUAAAAAUUCUCUUGCGUACUAGAAUAAAAACCGAGUGCUUCGGUUACCUGGGGUGUAGCAAAUUCUCAUCCUGAACUCAACUGCGAAACUUUAAAUUUGAUUUUAUUUAAAAUGUCAGCCUGAUCCUUUUUCCAGCAUGGUAAAUGAAUUAAGACAUUAAAGCUAAAUUAUUGCAGACAGUGAUUUUUAGCUACUGUUUUCCUAAUCCAAUUUUACCAUGGCACCAAUGACGCAGAAUCCCAGACUAUAUUGGCAUAUUUACUAAAUAUUUGUCUUACGAAAAUGUACAUGUGACCUAAGCACCAUGAAUAUCAAUUGCAUAAAAAAAUAGUUGACGGGGAGAGAAAAAAAGAAGAAAUUGAAUCCACUUGAAAGGUUUGAUAAAGAAAUAUAACAGUAAUGCCAAUAAUUGCAUUGAGCACUUUUUUAACAGUUCUUUUUUCCCAUUAUCUUAAUGUUUUGUAAUGCCACAUAAUUCAGUUGUAUGCUGCAAGUUGUUGAAUAAAUUAUUAUUGGCAAAAAAA